CGGCCGGGCCGCGCCCCACGCCCCGCCGCAGCCGGCGUCGCCCCGCGGUGAUUAUCCGCUGCCGCCCGGGGGAAGCGGCCGCUGCCGGGAAGAUGGCGAGCCUCCGCCUGCUGCUCCUCGGGUACUUGGGGGUCUUCUGCUAUCAUAAGGUGACUGGAAUUGCUAUUGAAACAGAUAAUAAAAAUGUAAAAGCAGAGGAGUUUAAAGAGGCUAUUCUUAGUUGCAAGCACAAAUUUUCAAAAGGGAUGAGUCUAAGGAUAGAAUGGAAGAAAAUCCAGUCCCAAGAAGUUUCAUUUGUUUACUACAAUGGUGAAUUUACAGGUGAUCUUAGAGACCGAGCAGAGAUGUUGAAUACAGGAAUCCGUAUUAGAAAUGUGACUAGAAAGGAUUCUGGGACCUACCGCUGCGAAAUCAGUGCGAAGAGUGAAGAGGGGCAACGCCUGGGAGAGGCUUCUAUUACUCUCACAGUAUUGGUUCCUCCUACUACUCCAAUAUGUGUGGUACCCAACUCUGCAAUGACGGGAACAGUAGUGGAGCUGAGCUGUAAGGAAGCUGAGGGAUCUCCUCCAUCUGAGUACCAGUGGUACAAGAAUGGUGUUGCCUUACUGGAAAAGACAGGAACGGGCAGUGCUAGAACAGCCAACAUAACUUACACCAUGAAUAAAAAGUCUGGCACUCUGAUAUUUAACACUGUUUCAAAGAACGACACUGGAGAGUAUUUCUGUGUAGCCUCAAAUGGGAUUGGAUUACCUCAGAAAUGCUCCAUGAAGCGAAUGCAAGUUGAUGACCUUAAUGUAAGCGGUAUCAUCGCUGCUGUAGUAAUUGUGGCUUUGGUGAUGGCACUGUGUGGCCUUGGAGUACUUUAUGCUCAAAAAAAAGGGUAUUUCACAAAGGAGAGCUCUUCCCAGAAGUCCAACUCUCAAUCUACAAGUGAAAAGGAUUUCAAGCACACCAAAUCCUUUGUUAUAUAGAAGAUUUCAGCCUCUGUGAGGGACAUCAAACAACUACUUGUUAUACAAAAAUAUCAAAGGGAUUUUUUGACCUCUACUCUGUAAAUACUGUUUCCAUGUACUAUGCACUGAAAAUAGAAAUCGCUACUGUUUAGAUCUAGUCAACUUAAUUGUGUAUGAUUGUUUUUUUUUUUAACCAACCACAAAACUGCUUAACUUAAAGAUGCAACUAAAUGGAAUACACAGGUCAAUUUGUGUGACUUCUCAUUUUGGUGACGUAUACAUGCAGCAAUACAGGAUUCACUCUUGCAGCUUGGAAUAGUCUAUCCAAAUAACUUUCGCAGAUGACCUCCACCAUUGUCAAGGGCACAAACUCUCCUGUAACGUUGACUUCAUUCUUACUCAUGUCAGCAUUAUGUUAGGUCUGACAGAGUCAUCUAGAAGUGCAAAAGUAGUUGCCCAGACUUUAACUCACUAUCCAGCCAGGACAAAGCUGCUUCUAAUUGAGGCUCAAGCAUCGUUUUAUUGUCUAAUAUAAAAUGCCUACAGCAUCUCUUUUACAAGGAAGUACCUCUUUCUGUAGAUCGCAUAUGUUACUUGCCAGUACAACUACAGUUGUAACAGCUGGACCCUAAAUGUUAAAGUAUUACAAAUAAAUAGUUCCUCAGAGCUUUAA
Molecule: messenger RNA, 1626 nt
Organism: Phasianus colchicus (ring-necked pheasant)
Lineage: Eukaryota; Metazoa; Chordata; Aves; Galliformes; Phasianidae
Source: RefSeq, a predicted model, not a curated record